CUCGCCAAAGCGUUCGGUUGCCAGGAUACCAACAAAGUUAUCGGAGAUGGUAGUUGUCCAGCAGCUGACUUCGGCGGCCUGCUAACGUUUCCAAUGAGAGUUCGGGAUGGGCUGCCGCGCCCUCGAGCUCGUCGACGAGCCGCACUGCCUCCAGGUCGCGUGCCCGCAUCCCUGUUGCUGGGAGACGGAGCGGCGCGUCGUCAGCGGCACCCAGCGCUACGUCAAGGCCGGAGCGCGCGCCGGGCCCGGAGAGCGAUCGCGAGAGGAGCGUCCCACCCUCAGCGUUGUAAAUGCCUGCGAGUGGGUGGAACCCAGGCACCCCCCCAGGAGCGGCGUGCUGCGUAAGGGUGCGCUGAGAGGACACAGCCUCCCGGACACCCCCGCACAGGGCCCCAGUGCGGCUGCCGCCGGGUCCCCAAAAAUAACCUCCGGCCCUCAGAGUGCUGUGGCUGUGGACAAGAAGGAUUGCAAGGCUGCAAAGCUCAGCCAGGCCCAGAUCGGCCCCCUCCAUAGCCGCCGCGAACCCAGCUCUGUGAUGAUGUGGGUACCCAACCCCCAGUACAGCCCGCACCCUUCCCCCCAACACAGGCCAAAGACGCCUCACGUAGCUAUUGCACAGCUCUCCUACAGCUUGCUCCCCCAGUUGACUGUGACCCCUGGAAUGGACAAGAAGAAGUCGAAAGCUGGGAGGCAGAAGGUGCGAUUCCAGCUGCACAGCUCGCCAGACGCGUCCUUCCGUGGUUCUGGGGGUGCCGCGUUGGACGGAGCUGGCGUGAACGGGCUAGCCAAGGACUCCGCCUCACCCGGAGAGGUAGGGGGCGCUAGCAAGCCGGUCUGGGAGAACCAGCAGACGGCGGCAACGGCAAAAGCCCGACGCGAGUUCGUGGAGAACAAGACCGCCGUCUUCCACAGCGUGAGGGACUGGAGGCUGAGAGCGUCCCCCCCCCAACACGCCUCAGCACCCCAGAACAAACCAGGCAGCAAGAAGCCCAGGGGCAGCGCUGACCGGCAGAGCAACCCCUGGAACAGGUACAACGCCUCUGGCGGACACCCCAGGGAGAGACCCGCUGUCCCGGCGAGGGUAGCGUUGGGCAACGGGACCCCGAAGGCCUCACAGGGGCCCUCCGGCGAGAGGCGCGAACACCCCCCAGGCCACUCCCCCCAGCGGUCAAUCGCGGCUCGGGCUGAAGCGGUGACAUCGCGCCCCAACGCCGCUUUCGGCCUUUCGUGAGAAAGCCGACGCGCUCGUUUCCGGGCAGCGCGACGACGGCGGCCUCUUAGUGGCGACGCUUAAUUACGAGUGCUGUUUGGUGCCAAGAACAAUGCAGAGGAUCGGUGCGAAAUGUGGCUUCUGCAGCUCGGGCGUCGACUCCGGUCCAAAGCGCCCAGGGAUAAUUUCACGUGUUUACAUUGCCUUUGAUGUGCGUAUUUCAUGGAGUGCGCAGAUUUUCGCCGAGAUUAUUUUCUUCAUUUUUCCAUGCUCGUAAUUUCAGGGUGUGCGUCAGUAUAGAGCUCCUUUUUCCUGUUUCUGACUUUGCCAGUAUAUUGUACAGAUCCAAAUGCACAGUAUUUUUUUAAAAACCAAAGUACAUUUUCAGAGCUUUUUCAUUUUUUUUAACCAACCAAUACAGACCGUUCUAUUAAGGUAAACAUGUCCAUUUAUUUUAUUCUUUGAAACCAAAAGGCACAAUAUUAAAGCUCACAAAGGAAGCCAGCUGAUACUGCACAGAGUUGUGUUGUGACAUUUAUUCAUUUAGCAGAUGCUUUGUUUAAGUGACUUUCAGUAUCAAGCUACUUA
This is a messenger RNA of Scleropages formosus (Asian bonytongue), 1798 nucleotides long. RefSeq lists its product as uncharacterized. The transcript is spliced from 8 exons. NCBI's taxonomy places the organism in Eukaryota, Metazoa, Chordata, Actinopteri, Osteoglossiformes, Osteoglossidae. The record is from RefSeq and is a predicted model, not a curated record. The coding region runs from base 107 to 1231 and encodes 374 amino acids.